GGUUCUUACCUAAUGAAGUACGCCUACCAAUAACAGAGGAGGAUAGACAGCUUUUUCGAAAAUUAAUAGCAGAGCAAGAAGAGAUAACAGAUGUUGUAAUGGAUGAGUAUCGAUUUUUACUUCAUUAUGGACAUAACUUUAAGGGUGAAGCGCCUUCAACAAACAUAUCAAAAAAAAUUCUGGCCCAUAUUGAAAAAAGAUUCGAAGGUUUACCACUUGCUCCAGUUGUCAUAGUCGAGUAA
Dentiscutata heterogama is the source of this 242-nucleotide messenger RNA. The record is from the annotation of a GenBank genome assembly. NCBI's taxonomy places the organism in Eukaryota, Fungi, Glomeromycota, Glomeromycetes, Diversisporales, Gigasporaceae.